This is a messenger RNA of Zygotorulaspora mrakii, 366 nucleotides long. It is a transcript of the gene TMA17, whose product is annotated as Tma17p. The record is from RefSeq and is a predicted model, not a curated record. Bases 1 to 366 code for a protein of 121 amino acids. The transcript has a single exon. Gene Ontology annotation, molecular function: protein-macromolecule adaptor activity. Gene Ontology annotation, biological process: proteasome regulatory particle assembly. NCBI's taxonomy places the organism in Eukaryota, Fungi, Ascomycota, Saccharomycetes, Saccharomycetales, Saccharomycetaceae.
AUGUGUUCCGCCGGAGGUAUUAGGAGACCAGUUCAAAUUGAGGAGUUCAAGACGGCGAUUGGAGAAAUGACCAAGGAGGAGCUCACACGUUUGGAGCAAGAAAUAGAGAACAGUAUUAGCCAUUUAAACCGUUCCAAUUCCAGAUUGCAGAGAUACAUCGCUAAAUUGCAGGGAACUCACGCCGGUGGGGACGAAGAGGAGAGCGAAGAGCUCGACAUGGAGAAAGUUGAAGAUGGUGAUUUGCAAUUGUACCAGGAAUCUUUGCGGGAGAAUGACAUUUUACUCAAGAACAGUGUAGAAAGACUGGAGGCACUACGCCAGGAGGACUUGUACAGGUCGAGCCAUUCGGGAACACCUGAAGUGUAA